Brassica rapa (field mustard) is the source of this 4191-nucleotide messenger RNA. RefSeq lists its product as uncharacterized. NCBI's taxonomy places the organism in Eukaryota, Viridiplantae, Streptophyta, Magnoliopsida, Brassicales, Brassicaceae. Gene Ontology annotation, molecular function: protein binding. The record is from RefSeq and is a predicted model, not a curated record.
UAAGAGUGAAAACAGAGAUUUCUAUCACAUUGUUAAUGUGGAAUUGAAGUUUUAUUGAAAGUAAUGACACUAGCAAUGUCUAUAUUUUCUAUGAAUAUGUUCAGGUUAUCCAAGGAAGCAUGUAAAAAAAUAAAUAGUAUCCUUGCAAAGUUUAGGUGGAGCUCAAGUGAUUGCAAACGAUUAUGUAUACUUCAGAUAAAAGGGAGAAUGGGGUUCAGAGGUACAAAAGUUAAAACUAUUCAAUCAGGUUUUACUUCGGCAAACAAGUAUGGACAAUUUUUCACAAUCCAGAAAGUUCGAUGGCAAGAGACUUUUACCAAGAGUAUUAAAGGCAAGAGAAGUUUCUGGAGACAAUAUUUUUACGGCAGCACUAAAAAAGAAGUUUCCUUUUGAACUCUGGUUCUUCUUUUUCCUUCUCAAAAUCUUUCAUCAGCCACCUCAAAAUCACAGAGCCGGCCAUAAUCGAAGUAACAAAAAUAAAAAAAUGUUAUAGAUUAUUGUUUCGCAUAUAAAAAGAUUAUAAACUUCAACCAGUCCUAGAAUGUCAUUAUAUAAAAACGUACGGUUGCUGGUUUGUUUUUGGUAUUUGACUCAGUUUUAUGGUUUCCUGAUACUUGUUAAUGCUAUGCAUCCUUUUAAAUAACCGUACUCAUACUUUAUUUAUGCUCCUACCAAUAUUUGCCUUCACUUAAUGACCAGAUAGACAACGUAAUUGAUUCUAACAUCCGUUCUGAAAAACCAAGCUUUAUAAAUUUUAGGCCCAUAUUACAUGUAUUAUUUAAGUUGGGCCGCAAUAAUAUAUUUAUCUUAUAUAUCCAUUACAUUAAAAACGAGAAUUCAUAUUUUUUCCAUGCAUCUGCUUCGGCGAGUGAACUUUGUAAAACUAUUAGAAUAUCUUUUAAAAGUAAUGAAUCUACUAAAUAUUUUUUCCUAGAUAUACAUACAUAAUUCUUGUCUAAAUCACUAUUUUCAUGACAUUGUUUCCAAAUUCAAAUCUUUUAGUCUUCUAAAGCCAUUAUUAGCCCCAGACCCAAAGAGCGUAAGAAUAAAAGACGAGUUUUCCCCAAUAUUCGAAGCUUACGAUUGAAAAUCACAAGCUUGAAUAAAGAAGCUUGACUUUAAAGCAUUUUGAUUUCGAAUCUGAUUUCUGUUUUCGAGAGAGAGAGAAAGUGAAAAUGGGCUCUAAAGGCAGCGUUCAAAAGAUGAUUCAGAGUUUGAAAGAGAUCGUGAACUGUUCCGACUCAGAGAUCUACACGAUGCUUGUGGAGUGCCAUAUGGAUCCUAACGAAACCGUUAUUCGUCUCAUUUCUCAAGAUGCUUUUCAAGAGGUGAAGAGCAAGCGAAACAAAAAUAAAGAUACUAAAUAUCACGCAGAGUCAUGGAGACGUGGAAUCCCAAAUCGUGGAGCUAGAAACAGUGCUAAGUCCAGUUACAACACCGCUCGAGGUGGCGGCAACAAAUUUAACUCCAAUGAGACAAGACUUGCUCAAAGAGGGAAGGGAGCACGCAACCAUUGGGCUGGCUCUUCUUCAGCACCAAAAAGUGAUCCUAAAAACGCUGAAGUUCAGGAAGCAGCACCAGCGGGUUCAACUGGUGCUGCAGCUUCUUCCUCUUCGCUGCCACCACCAGCGUAUCAAUCCGCUUGGGCCAAAGCUAACCCCGGGAAGAAAACUAUGGCUGAGAUUGUGAAAAUGGGUAAGCCUCUUCAUCAGAAGAAAGUCAGUGUGCCUCGUUCAUUAGAGACGCAAGAGAGGGGAAGCAAAGCUCCUUUGAAAGAUGAAGGGUCUUCAACUGAGAAGCAAGAGAGGGGAAGCAAAGCCCCUUUGAAAGAUGAAGGGUCUUCACUUGAGAAGCAAGAGAGGGGAAGCAAAGCUCCUUUGAAAGAUGAAGGGUCUUCAACUGAGAAGCAAGAGAGGGGAAGCAAAGCCCCUUUGAAAGAUGAAGGGUCUUCACUUGAGAAGCAAGAGAGUAGAAGCAAAGCUCCUUUGAAAGAUGAAGGGUCUUCAUUUGGAAAGCAAGAGAGGGGAAGCAAAGCCCCUUUGAAAGAUGAAGGGUCUUCACUUGAGAAGCAAGAGAGGGGAAGCAAAGCUCCUUUGAAAGAUGAAGGGUCUUCAACUGAGAAGCAAGAGAGGGGAAGCAAAGCCCCUUUGAAAGAUGAAGGGUCUUCACUUGAGAAGCAAGAGAGUGGAAGCAAAGCUCCUUUGAAAGAUGAAGGGUCUUCAUUUGGAAAGCAAGAGAGUGGAAGCAAAGCUCCUUUGAAAGAUGAAGGGUCUUCAUUUGAGAAGCAAGAUGUUUCUGAUCCAGUGCCUUCUCUCUUGAAACCAUUUUCUGUACCUAAAACACAUGCCGACCAAGUUGCAUUUCAUCAACAUGUGGAUGAGUCUCAAAUGGAUGAUGAGGUCCUCGAGACGAAAACAAAUCAAGUUGCAUUUCAUCCUGAUUUAGACCAGGUUGCGCAAUUGUCACACUUGAGGUUUGGUAGCUUUGGCUUGAUAGGAUCAGGCCGAGCUAGUAGUCGCUUUAAUUAUAACUUGGAGGACACGCAAGAGACAGAGGAGGAUUCAUCUUUCAGACAACAGGACACUAACUUCUAUGGAGGGGAGGAAGAACUUAGAUAUAAUGCUACUGAUGAACAAACAUCCUAUCAAAUAGAUUCGACCGCUAGAAACUACCAUGCUUCAUCAGAUUCUGAAAGAGAAGCGGCACAUCAUGAAGAACCUCCUCAAGAAGAUCCAUAUAUGCAGAAUCUUGACAGCUUCUUCACCAACGUAAUGGAUCUAAGAGAUGAGAGUAUAUCUCCUCCCGGUGGAGGACAACAAGCAGCAGCUGUUUAUCAACAUCCCGCCUUAUACCCAUACUUUAAUCAACAUGGAAUGCCAUUAGGGUAUCAUGGUAACUUCAUAAGUGAUCCAUUCAUGCCCCAUGGUUACAUGCAUCCGGGUUUUCAGCAAGGGUUUCCUGUUGGUAACCAUCAGGCUCCUCUAGUUGUGGUUAUUCCUCCCUCUGCCUCAUCACUUCAGCAGCAGCAGAACGAAAACACAUUUGCCUGGCAACGACCACACAUGCGUGUGGCUCCCAGUAGCGAAGUUUACAUCUACAGUGUUAAUCCAAACAUGCAGCCUCCCGGUUUCGUUCAAGCCCAACAACUGCACCAGCAACAGCUGUCUCAACAAGCUUUAAUGUCACUGGACCAACUCCGUCAUCAGCAUCAGCAUCAGCAUCAUCAACAAAGUGCUGGAGAGGCGUCUAGUCAGACUCAAGAACAGCUAUGGCCCAAUAACAACUAGUGAUCAAAAUAAAAACCCCUCUCUCCAUGCCUUGCUUUCUCUUUCCUUUUUUACUUUUGUGAUGUUUGUUAUUCCCGAACAGCGAUGAGUUGAUUCAGAACUAUGAAAAUGGUGUUGUGUGUGUUUGCAUGUUUGGCUAAUAAGAUUUAUGAGGGGGUUUGUUAAAGACUUUUUUAAUGGUUGGUUUGUUGACUUGAAAUUCUGUUUUUGUUUUUGUUUUUGUCUUUACUCUUUAAACUCUUCAGUCUUGACAUCAUAUUAUUAGACCAGAUUUCACGCUAGUGAUCGUUUAGUCCUUGCUAUUUGAGAGGCAUGGAUUAUAAAAACAAGAUCACACUAUAUAGAACUACAUUUUAGGUCCAAAUAGUGUAAAUAUAUGAUUAUAUAUAUAUAAUGAUUAUAUAUCCCUUUCUUAUUAAAAGAGAAGCAUUCCUACAAACUAACCUUAUCUUCAUGUGUUAUUAACCAAAAUGCCAUUUUUUACGUGUCAUUACAAGAGCUCUUCUCACACCUUUUAACUGAAGCCAUUUUUUCACUAGAAUAAUUACAAGUAUUGCCAUUGUUAUAAAUGAACCUUCUUAAACAUUUAUAAUAGUUAGUUGCAUCAAUGAUUCUUUAUCAUGACUAAUUUGUAUAUUAAACUUAGAUAUAACAUGUUUACAAUGUCCACAUAAGCCGAACAGAUAUAAAGUAAAUUAUAUAGUUAUAUACUUUUAUAAAUAUACACAAAAUAAUUAUAUUACAUAGUUGAUAUGGCGUACUAUAUAUAAAAUAAUAAUUAUAUAAUAUUUAUAUAAAUAUAUGUAUAAUAAUUAUAUUAUAUAGUUGAUAUGGUCGUACUAUAUACAAAAAAAAUUAUAUAAUAAAUAAAUAUAUAUAUAUAUAUAUAUAUUAAUAAUUAAAU